Cataglyphis hispanica is the source of this 1469-nucleotide messenger RNA. RefSeq names its product probable DNA-directed RNA polymerase III subunit RPC6 (gene Polr3F). Gene Ontology annotation, cellular component: RNA polymerase III complex. Bases 343 to 1272 code for a protein of 309 amino acids. Gene Ontology annotation, biological process: transcription by RNA polymerase III. The transcript is spliced from 4 exons. Lineage: Eukaryota; Metazoa; Arthropoda; Insecta; Hymenoptera; Formicidae. The record is from RefSeq and is a predicted model, not a curated record.
GAUUAUUUGAUUUAUACCGUUAUUUUAAUUCAAUUAUUGUUUUAUAGAUCCUUUAUGUAACAUAAUGACAGUAUCAAAAAUUUUUGAAUAUGUGACAACUGAGCGGCAACCUUGCCAUUUCAAAAAGCGACGAUAGUGCGAUAAUGAUGACAACUAAUCGUAAUUCUAACGCUAAACCCUAACCCCUAACCCCUAACCAAAUGCUUGUGGAGUGUGGAGCUUGUAGAGAUUGUGGAUCAAUAUGGGUAUUUGCUAGAUUCAGUUAGAUUUCGCAUACAUGUGAUUAAUGUGAUAUAUAAGUAAUACAGGGUAAAAAAAGCAUUUUUCAUUAUUUUAUUUACGAUGGAAGCGGAAGGCAGCAGCUUGCAAGAACGGAAUGCAAAUGCCACGAAUCUCGAUGGGCCGGAUAAAAUUGAACAAAAAAUAAUUACUCUAGCACAAGGGAGACCCAAAGGAAUUUCUGACAAAGAUUUGGCUAUCGAGAUACCUGAUUUACAGCCAGAUCGACGAGCUCAAAUUAUAAAUAAGCUUUUGUCGCAAGGAUACUUUGAUCUUUAUAAACAAGCAGGAGUGCUAUCCUAUCGCUUGAAAGAUCCAACAAAAAUUGCUAAGGGUGCCGAUAAUGAAGAGAAAAUAGUAUAUAGGAUUAUUGAAGAAGCAGGGAAUAAAGGAAUAUGGACUCGAGAUAUAAGAUUUAAAUCUAAUCUGAUGCAUACGCAACUAAAAAAAAUUUUGAAAAGUUUGGAAACCAAAAAAUUCAUUAAAGUCGUUAAAUCUGUAGCAGCAAGUAAGAAAAAAGUGUAUAUGCUAUACAACUUAGAACCUGAUGAAUCAGUAACAGGUGGUGCAUGGUAUCAAGAUCAAGAUUUUGAAACUGAAUUUGUUGAUGUAUUGAAUCAGCAAUGUUAUCGAUUUUUGGAGCAAAAAAAAGAAAAAACGAAAAAUAGUAACAUUGGACCUAUUGCUGCGAGAAAUCUAACAUUUGCUUCAUCUAAAGAUGUAUGGAAAUUUAUUUCAGAUUUAGGAAUAAGCAAGGUGAAAUUAUCUGUGACAAAUAUGGAAAUGAUUUUAAAUACAUUAGUUUAUGAUGGUAAGGUCGAACGGAUACUUGCGGGAGAUGGAAGUAAUUUGUAUCGAGCAAUUCAGCCUUUGGUUACUUCACCUGGAUUGAUUAGAACUCCUUGUGGCAUAUGUCCAGUGAGGAAGCAAUGCUUUGAUGAUGGGCCUGUUACACCUAUAAAGUGCCAAUACAUUAGAGAAUGGCUAGAUUAAAAUUAUUUCCAAACAUAAAAUAAUAUUAAUAAUAUAAAUAAAUCUUAAUUUAAUUUUUUUACAUAUAUACAUUGUGAAUAGAUAUUGUUAUGAAUGUUAUGAUUUUUGUUAUAUUUGAAUAUUAAAUUUACACAUGAAACAAAUUUGUAAUGAUUAUAUCUUUUUCAUUAUUCAUUAAAAGAUAUGUUUUAAGAUAA